AUGAAUGAAGAGGAAAGACAUAACAUUCGUAAACUAUGUGAGGAAUACAAGGAUAUAUUUUAUUGUGAACGGAUAACUUUGAGUUUUAGUAAUCAGGUUAAACACUUCAUUCGGACUAAAAACGAGGACCCUAUAUUCACAAAACCUUACAGACUAGCCCCCGUCCAAGUAACAGAGAUAAACAAGCAGGUCGAUAAACUUCUAUUAGAUAAUGUAAUUCAGGAAUCUUUCUCCCCAUGGAAUUCUCCCGUACAUCUUGUUCCAAAAAAGGCUGAUGCUUCGGGCGAAGUUAAAUACAGAAUGGUCAUAGAUUACAGAAGGCUAAAUGAAAUUACAAUUUAUGAUAAGUACCCCCUUCCAAAUAUCGCAGACCUUUUCGAUAAACUAGGUAAGAGCACUUACUUUUCGACACUCGACCUGGCCAGCGGCUAUCACCAAAUUGAACUUAAUGAAGAUGACCGACAGAAAACUGCCUUCAGCACCCAAAAUGGACACUAUGAGUUCCUGAGGAUGCCAUUUGGAUUAAAGACAGCCCCCGCCACCUUUCAAAGGGCUAUGAAUAACGUCUUAAGAGGGUUGCAAGGAAUCCAUUGCCUUGUGUACCUUGACGACGUUAUUAUCUUUUCCGCUAGUCUACAAGAACACAUGGAGAAACUCCGUACAGUUUUUGACCGACUUAGAAAGACUAACAUGAAAAUACAAUUAGACAAAUCUGAAUUUUUCCGAAAAGAAGUUUUAUAUCUUGGACACACCAUAACUAAAGACGGACUGCGACCAAACGACGACAAAAUUAAGGUAAUACAGAAUUAUCCCCUUCCUAAGACAACCACCGAAAUCAAAAGUUUCCUUGGGCUGGUUGGAUAUUAUAGAAAAUUUAUAAAGGACUUUGCGAAAAUCACACAGCCCCUAACAUCGUGUUUAAAGAAAAGGAAUAAGAUAAAUAUAGACCAAAAUUAUAUAGAUGCUUUUCAUAAAUGUAAAGAAAUAUUGACCAGUGUCCCACUACUACAAUACCCUGAUUCGACUAAACCGUAUAUAUUAACUACCGACGCUUCGAAUGUAGCUCUUGGUGCAGUAUUAUCACAAGGACCAAUAGGGUCAGAUAAGCCUAUUGCAUAUGCCAGCCGCACACUUAGUGACACCGAGUCACGAUACAGCACAAUAGAGCGCGAACUUUUAGCCAUCAUUUGGGCUGUAAAGCAUUUUAGGCCCUAUUUGUAUGGACAAAAAUUUCAAAUUUAUACAGACCAUAGACCCCUUGCUUGGCUCUAUUCCCUUAAGGAGCCUAACAGCAAACUAACACGCUGGCGUUUGCGUCUUCAAGAAUACGAUUUUACAAUCAUCUAUAAAAACGGCAAACAAAAUACCAAUGCUGAUGCCUUGUCUCGCAUAAAACUUAAUGCUUUAGACGACGCAUCAAUGGAUGUUAAUGUAGAUGACGAUGACAUACAAAAACAAAUUAGGGCAGACCUUAGAGAUUGCAAGUCGACAAACCACUGA
Molecule: messenger RNA, 1500 nt
Organism: Parnassius mnemosyne (clouded apollo)
Lineage: Eukaryota; Metazoa; Arthropoda; Insecta; Lepidoptera; Papilionidae
Source: the annotation of a GenBank genome assembly